Alnus glutinosa is the source of this 1162-nucleotide messenger RNA. RefSeq names its product tetraspanin-10. Lineage: Eukaryota; Viridiplantae; Streptophyta; Magnoliopsida; Fagales; Betulaceae. The coding region runs from base 169 to 987 and encodes 272 amino acids. Gene Ontology annotation, cellular component: plasmodesma; plasma membrane. The transcript is spliced from 11 exons. The record is from RefSeq and is a predicted model, not a curated record. Gene Ontology annotation, biological process: auxin-activated signaling pathway.
GCCACUUUAAGAAGAACUAAGAACUCAGAAGGGACUUUUCCUUUUUAUAUUGGAAACAAUUAUUCUCACACCCAUAAACUCUGACAUCCUCUCUCUCUCUCUCUCUGUCUCUCUGUGUUGCUUUAAGUUGAAGGUUAGAUUGAGAGAAAAAGGAGGAGGAAAGGGAAAAUGGGAGUAGGAACGAGCACUUUUGUAAUCAGAUGGAUCAACUUUCUCACCAUGCUUUUAGCUGUAACUGUCAUAAUUUUUGGGAUAUGGAUGAGCACUCAUCACGAUGGCUGUCGAAGUUCCCUCACUCUCCCUGUUUUAGGCCUUGGUGCUUUUAUCUUUGUGGUAUCUAUAAUCGGGUUCUUUGGCGCACUCAAAAACAGCUCCAUACUCUUGUGGAUUUAUCUAAUCAUGUUGUGCUUCAUUCUGGUGGGAAUUCUAGUAUUCACUGUAUUGGCGUUUAUUGUAACAAAUAAUGGAUCUGGUCAUAGCGUUUCUGGUUUGAGGUAUAAAGAGUAUCAACUUCAAGACUAUCAUUCAUGGUUUCUAAAACAGCUGAACAAUACCCAAAACUGGAAGCGCUUGAAGAGUUGUCUUGUGAAAUCUGAAGAUUGCAAUAACUUAUCGAAGAAAUAUAAGACCAUUAAACAAUAUAAAUUGGCAAAACUCAGCCCCAUUGAGGCUGGCUGCUGUCGACCACCAUCUGAGUGUGGUUAUCCUGCUGUGAAUGCCUCAUACUAUGACUUGAGCUUUCAUCCAGUUAGUUCCAACAAUGACUGCAAACUUUACAAAAACUCCAAAGCCAUCAAGUGCUAUAAUUGUGAUUCCUGCAAGGCUGGUGUUGCACAAUACAUGAAAAUAGAGUGGAGAGUGGUAGCAAUCUUCAAUAUUAUUUUAUUUGUUGUCUUGUCGAUGAUAUACUUCGUCGGAUGCUGCGCAAGACGAAAUGCUGCCCAGAGCCGGAGCCGGAGCCAGAGCCAGAGCAGUUCGAAAGUUUGAAGAGGACCUAUUCAUGCAGUGGGUUGGAAGUUUGGGAGGCCUUUUACAAGAAACUUUGAAUCCAACAGUGUACAAAAUUUUUAAUUUCUGAUGAAAUGGAAACAGAUUGUGUAAUUUAUGUACUUCGUGGGUAAUGUUCUUCCAUCCUAUGAUUAAUGAAUCACAAUUCCAAAUC